CUCACGGGCUUCGACAUGGAGCUCAAGGAGAACUUCGAGAUCGUUUGCUUCGUCGCUUGGCCGUGCGGAAACUUGUGUGAGCGGGACUUCUCCGCCAAAUGUCCGCUCGGCUGGCGGCACCUGAGUGACGGCACGUGUCUCGCCCCCCUCUCUGUCUACCUGCCGGCCCGCGGCUUCGCAGCCUGUCCAACCCGCCGAAGAUUUAACGACCUGCCGCCCGCCAGCGUGGCGAGCGCGGCGUAUGAGUGUGAGCUGGACUUCUCUUGUCUCUCACGCAAGACGUGCACUCGCGACUACACCAGCAGGCACGUAGCGACACUGAAUAUAAUGGCUAAGAAGAAAGCUAUCAUAAUGUGUGUGCCUUCUGUGUGUGCAAUUUCAGAUGUCCGAUCGACUGGAUGGACGCGGGCGUGACAGCUGGCGGCGUGACCUGUUUGCCGCGCGCUGUCAGCAACAAAGGCACCUGCACCAACAUCACCUUGGCACACGACGCAUCCGAUGACGUAAGGAAGUCACAAACCACAUUUGCCGCAUACACACACCCAUGGUCCCAUACGUAUGUGCGUGUGUUGUGUUGUGUGUGCACUAUAAAGGCCAAACGCAAGAAGGCCGCCGAAUGCGACGCCGACUGGCCCUGGUCAGCCAGCCAGCCAGCCGGGCAGAUGGACAGAUGGGAAGGAGUGCACUAAAGUGCCUGCGUGUCUCUCCCUGUCUGUCUGUGUGUAUUUGUGUCUAUCUCGUCAGUGUGGGUGAGUACCGGUGGCUCAAGCAGCAUCACCACGCCGCUGCAGCCACACACGCCCCCACUCGCUGAGCGAGCGGCAUUCAUUCAUCAAGAGAACAAACAAGAGGACAGAAAGUGUGCGUGCAUGACUGCACCGACAGGGAGAUGGAUGACCACCAGACCCGAAUGCAUUAAUGCAUCAUGAGCGUAUCCAUCCAUCCAUACAUCCAUCAAAACUGAUUGAUACCAUAUCACACCCCACAGACAGACAGACAGACAGACCGACACACAGACAGAAAGACAGACAGACAGACAGACUGGCAGGCGAUGAUGGCACACACGCACACACAGGCCGUCCCCCUCCCCUCCCCUCCCCUCCCCUGUUGACCCCUGUGGACGUGAGCCUGUGUGUGAGUGUGUCUGUCUGUCUGCCACGCACUGCUGCACACGCGCAUUCACAUAACUAGGGUUUAGAUGAGCACGUCGGCCGCCGCCCCGCCCCCCUGCAAUGGGAAAAAGCCUCCAAAGCGAAAGUACUAGGGUUUGGGGUGAGGCAUCAUUGAAACGCGAGCUUUUGAGCUCGCAGGGGUCGCCACGGCUCUCUUACCCUCCCUUCUCCGGCGCCUCUCCUGUCUUCAAGGGCAGUGGGGGCUGCCCGGCUGGGGCCUGUGUUGUCUGGCGUGAUUGUCUGUACGCUUGAAAAAAGUUUCGUGGGGCCCGCCUCACAGCAGAAGGCAACAACACGCCCAUACCAAGAUUCUGCACAGGUACGACAGCCACCAUCCGAUUCAUUCUGUUGUCACCUGCAUGAUUGGUGUGCUGGCUUCAGAAAAACGAUGCAUAGUUUUGGUCAGCAGCCGUCUGCAGCCGAGAAGGAGCCUGUGACGCCUCCCCGCUGGCAGCAGAUCCACCCGCAGGCCAAAAGCGUUAUCGAGAAUGCCAGCAAGCUCCUCGGGAACGCCUCACUCCGACCCACAGACGUCCACUGGCUCAACGCAUUCAUGGCCAUUUGUAUGUGUGGGCACAGCACACGUAUUGUAUUGCGUCCAUGCGUCUGUCCAUCUGUGCUGUGUUGUUCUGUGUGCAUGGAUGCAGCUUCGCAGGAUGUCAAUCAACACUUCGGGGCGGGUGUCUUUCUCCCACUGACGUCGCCUGAGGCCGUCCUCCACGCGUCGACCCUGCGCCAAGGUCAGCCACAGGCGACCCUGGUGCCACUUAUCGCCACCACUCCUGUACCUGCACCUGCACCUGCACCAGCGCCGCCCAUGUAUAAUACCAACACCACACACACGGGGGUCGAGUCCAGCGGGGAGUGGAUAGUGUCACCCACUCACCCACGCCCAUCCACCCGCCUCACGGACAACAGCAACCCCGUGUACCCUCAGACGACACAUCAGCAAUCGCAGGUGGCGGUGGUGGGGGGUGAGGGGCAGCAGCACUGGGGGAUGGAAGGGGGAGGAUGGGUGCAGACCAGUGGGCUCUGCCUGAAGCCUGGUGGCGUGUAGAACAGUCUGUGUUGCGUUGCGGGCGUCUGCGUGUCGUAUUUUUCAUCGUUCAACGUCUGCCUACAUGA
Vitrella brassicaformis is the source of this 2297-nucleotide messenger RNA. NCBI's taxonomy places the organism in Eukaryota, Vitrellaceae. The record is from the annotation of a GenBank genome assembly.